AUGGAGUGUCUGAAGAAAUUGGUAUAUUUUGUUAUGCUGCUGGUCACUUGUGACGGCAGUUCUGUGGAAUUAAAUGAGACUUCGGUGGAGAGUUUCCCACCGUUGUACGCUUUGGAUGACUGGAAGCUAUGUCAGAGCCCUGGAGAUGUGUAUUGUAUUGUGGAUGCUGUACUCGUCUCCACGAACUCUUCACCACUGCUGAAAGAGAUACAGGAAUAUUCAUCGAAAACACUCAAACACUUCAACAGAACUGUUGUUCAUCGUGGUGUGUGUGUGACGAGAUGCGGGGAACAGGGUUCUGAUAUGUGGAAUGAAGCUGCUGAAGGAUGUAUUAAUACCAGCUUGGAGGAGUAUGGACUUGAAGCGGAUGUCCAAGAAGUGAGCUGGUGUCAGAACAACCAGCCGACACCGAUGAGUAUGUCGGCCCGAGUGUUCGUCAUAGUAUGCGCGACGUUGUUUGCUAUGACAUUAAUAGCAACGGGACUACACGCUCUGGAAGAUAGAUUUGGGAAAUUCUUUGUUCCCGUUGCCAAUGAUGGUUUUUCAAUAUUUUUCCUACAGUUAUAUGAACAUGUGAGUACCAAGACAGCCUUCAACACACCACUAUGGAUCCAAGCUUUCAUAUCGAUAUCCGGAUUCCUCUCCGCGUACUAUCUCCUCAUUUACACCGAGAAACAUUCCUUCACUUGGAAAAAAUGUAUAAUAUCUGUUUUACAUAGAUAUAUCAGAUUAACUCCCGUGUCGAUGUUCACGCUAUGGUUCACGAUAUCCUGGUUACCUCGCCUGGGUUCAGGUCCUCAGUGGUCAUGGCUGGUGGAGCAGGAAGCUCAGUACUGUACCGAACGUGGAUGGUAUCAUGCGUUAUACAUUCACAAUUACCUCACUCUUGGAAAGUUAUGCAUGGGACAUACGUGGUAUUUGGCGGUGGACAUGCAGCUUCAUGUAAUCGGCUCAUUUCUUCUUAUGAUUCUUAUUAAAUGGAGGAAGGCCGUCAUUCCUGUACUGGCUACGAUAGUGAUUGCAUCAAUGGCUGUUACAGGACUGCUUGUCUACUUCUUGAAUCUAACUCCAAUUAUAAGCGCACAAUCUCCUGAGACUGUUCGCAAUAUGUUUAAAGGUUCAGCGAUAAUGAGUACGAUAUAUUUGCCUGUGUGGGUGCAUUUCGCCGGCUACGCUUUAGGCAUCGCUACUGCCUACAUACAUUACCAUGACCAAAUUAAUGGAUACAAGCUGAGGGAUAGUAAGUGUUUUUCAGUCAUUUUUCACACAUCUCUGUUGCUGGCUGGAGCGGUCACCGUCGCUGGUGUGCCAUUCCUCUCAGAUCCUCCUCCUCCAAGCUGGGUGACUGCUCUGUAUGCCGCCUUCGAUAAAAUACUGGUGGCACUGUUCUUUAAUGUGUUUUUAUUGGGGUGCCUGAGUCGUUGUAAAUCUGUUUUCCGCGACCUGUUGUCGUGGCGAGGCUGGUACUCUCCCGGCAGGUUGUCAUACUCCGUGUUCAUCAUACACUUCGUCAUCAUGAGGUUCACUGUCGCCAAUAGCCCGCAGAUUAUUCACAUCACCGGUUAUUCCUCUUUAUCCUUAUUAAUAGUUGGGACAGUGCUGUCAUAUCUUAUAUCUGUUCCGGUAUUUUUGGUGAUAGAGAUGCCCUUCAUCCAGCUUUGGAAAGCUGUGAUGGGUCUCGAUGGUCCCAAGAAGAAUGCACAGACACAAGAAACACAGAAUAAGAUUGAUCUCGUGAUGAACAGUAGUAGGAGAAGUGCACAGAAUGUUGUUUGA
Molecule: messenger RNA, 1776 nt
Organism: Danaus chrysippus (African queen)
Lineage: Eukaryota; Metazoa; Arthropoda; Insecta; Lepidoptera; Nymphalidae
Source: the annotation of a GenBank genome assembly